Molecule: messenger RNA, 624 nt
Organism: Drosophila arizonae
Lineage: Eukaryota; Metazoa; Arthropoda; Insecta; Diptera; Drosophilidae
Source: RefSeq, a predicted model, not a curated record
CAGCUCAUCAUCAUUUGUGCUUUGAACUUCUUAAGUGUAAAUUGCUCGUGCGCUUCUGGACGAGAAAUUUUUUGCGUAACCCAACGAAUCUGAAACCUAUUUAAGCUUAACAAAAUGAAAUUCUUCGUGUUCGUUGCUCUGGCGCUGCUUGGCUGUGCGACUGCUGCGCAGCUGCCCGAUUCGGCCACACAGGGACCCAACCCGCAGGACAUUGCGACACCCGAGCCGGAAUACAUUGACAUCGAUGAGCCGCUACCAGCCGCCCCAGCGCCCCGUCCAGUUGCCCAACGGCCCCUGGCUGUGUCCCCAGUGCCCCGUCCAGUGAUUGGACUGCCUCGUCCCGUUGCCCGUCCCGUUGCCGCGGCCGUGCGCCCCGUUGCCGUGGCUCAGCCGAUCGCCUAUGCCCAGCAGCCGAUCCAGCAGCGCGCCCAGUAUCUGGCCCCACUCCUCCAGCCGCAGCAGGUGGCAGGACACGCGUACAGCAGCCAGGCCGGCUAUCAAUAUCGUCGUCCAGUCUAUGUAAGGCGCGUCUAUCGCCAGCGUCGCUACUAGAGAGGGGCGAUGCCUAGCACUUAACCUUUGUCUAUUUAAUAUAUCUAAUUUCUAUAUGAUUUCUAAUUUGUA